Penicillium diatomitis is the source of this 1284-nucleotide messenger RNA. RefSeq names its product ERMES complex subunit MDM12 (gene mdm12). The record is from RefSeq and is a predicted model, not a curated record. Gene Ontology annotation, cellular component: ERMES complex. Lineage: Eukaryota; Fungi; Ascomycota; Eurotiomycetes; Eurotiales; Aspergillaceae. The transcript has a single exon. The coding region runs from base 1 to 1284 and encodes 427 amino acids. Gene Ontology annotation, biological process: mitochondrion organization; phospholipid transport. Gene Ontology annotation, molecular function: lipid binding.
AUGUCCAUCGAAGUUGACUGGGCCCGAGCCACUUCCGGUCCGGACGGUGAAGCUCUUGCGGAGCGAAUUCGCUCGUUUGUCCACGACAGAUUUCAACAAGUUCCGCUCCCACGAUUCAUCCGCUCCGUCCAGUGCCAUGCCUUUGACUUUGGCACAAUAGCUCCAGACCUGGAGAUCAAAGACUUCUGUGACCCCUUCGCAGACUUCUACGAGGAAGAUGAAGAUGACGCUUCUGUGACCUCUGAAGAACUCGUUGGCGAUGAAUGGUCCGGUCGGAAUUCGGACUCUGUGUACGAUGACGAUUUGUCGCAGAAUCACCAUCACCACCACCACCAUCACCAUCACCAAGAUCAACAGCCAUACGCUGGGGAAGGGUUUCGGCCUUCAGCUUUAAGAUCUCCACUACCAUUGGGAGAUCAUCUGAAUCCACAUCUUCAUCCGCGCGCGAGUACACCGGGUAUCCCAGGCGGCACAUCAACUCUCGGUUACCACCUGAUGUCUUUGGGUGGUCUCUCGGGAACCCAGACACCCUUGGCCGCUGUAGCUGGUGCAACUCCUUUCGCCAGCAACUGGUCAGACUACGGCAUGGGCCACAGCGACAGGUCACACUACCCCCGUCGACCUGGCGGUCCAUUCUCCCAUCUCGACACGGAACCCGAGCACGCAAACCCAACCUCUCGGCCAUCGACAGGCGAGGUAGGGAGCAAUAGAUCCCAUCGCACCAGCAGCGGCUCAGCAGAUAUCCCCAAGCCUUCAACCGAAAUCCCCACCGACCCCACCGCUCCCAUUCCACCUCGAAUGCGCGAGCGGCGGCCAGAAGACUUCCAAAUCCUGUGCCACGCAAAAUACGCCGGGAAUAUCCGUCUCUCGUUGACAGCAGAGAUCUUGCUCGAUUAUCCCAUGCCGAGCUUUGUCGGACUACCCCUAAAACUGAACGUCACGGGCAUCACCUUUGACGGGGUGGCGGUGGUUGCGUAUAUUCGUAAACGCGUUCACUUUUGUUUUUUGUCUCCCGAAGAUGCGGAUGCGCUGUUGGGCUCUGAGGACCAGGACAAGGCCGGUCACCAACAAGGUGAGGACGGUCGACCUCGUUCCGGAGGGGAUCUCAAGCGGCAGGGUGGUCUGUUGCAGGAGAUUCGUGUAGAGAGUGAAAUCGGCCGCAAGGAAGACGGCAAGCAAGUACUAAAAAACGUAGGCAAAGUAGAACGCUUUGUUCUGGCUCAGGUGCGACGUAUUUUCGAGGAGGAACUGGUCUUUCCGAGUUUCUGGACAUUUCUCAUCUAG